Molecule: messenger RNA, 6950 nt
Organism: Procambarus clarkii (red swamp crayfish)
Lineage: Eukaryota; Metazoa; Arthropoda; Malacostraca; Decapoda; Cambaridae
Source: RefSeq, a predicted model, not a curated record
ACAUAAUGAGAACAGGCACUCGACCACAAUGAUUUUCUAAAUAAGUUAGCGUAGAGAGGCUACAGCCACAAGCGGGACACACCAGCCGGACCUCACUGCUCGUCUUGCUAACAGGAGACGUUUCCUGGGAGAUGCAGAGCACUACAACUACUCAAGAGAAAUAAGAGAACGCAGUUUGUGGUGGGCAGCGCGGCAGCCCAACAAGAUGGCGGCGGGUGGCAGGCACAGACCUCUGCUCUGGCGGGGGUCACUCCUUAUCCUGUGGCUUCAGCUGUUCCAGUGUUCUUCGAACAACACAACAAACAGGAUCGGUUCUGAGACUACCACCGGCGCUCACACUAUCACCGGCAAUGUAACUACCAACGGCUCUUUAACUACCACCGGCUCUGUGACCUCCACUGUUGAAACCAACAUCGAGAGGGAAGAGCCUAGGAAGACCAAGCCACCCAGGAGGGACACCACUCCGUCAUAUCCAACCAAGAGUGUCAACUUGACGGUGAGCGAGCCCAAGUACGGGAGGUUCAGUGGUCGGAUUGCCAGAGUGAAGUGGUCUUCACACACCUCAGAAUACAUCCAGUACACACUCAAGACCAUCAAUUACUAUGUCAAGAGCGACACUUGCUCCCUGAAAGUGCAACAAUAUGACGACCAUUAUUUCCCGUAUAACUACCCGUUCUACGGUAAUGGCCAUGGUUACAGGGAAAUUCGUAAGUGUGAUUGCCAGAAAGAAAUCUGCACGUUCACCGUCGAAUUGGAUCCUGAGACCACAUACAAGUUCGAAUUAGAGGGACAAAAAAGAGGGAGGGGAAAGUCUACAUUUCUGGCCGACUACAGCCUGAACACCACAUCAGGAAUACCUCCCCGCAUGAACAACAUAGUCGAUGAUUAUGUGGCCAAGGACAGGAUUCCUGAGAGCGUCAGAGGACUCGACUACUCCACCUACUGUAUCAUCAUCAGGGAGGAUCUGUUUGACCAUUCACACGGCAGGAUCAGCGAAUAUCAAAUCAUUUUAGCGAAGAAGGACGACCUAGCGCAGGAAGCAUUUGGCCUAGGAACAGGGACGGACCCGCACUACGACCCGCAAUACAAGAACCCUGAGGCGCUCUACAGAGUCUUCCCCAAGGAUAAAUACCAAGGCGGGAGACACAUCUUCGUCUUCGGGGAAGACCAGUGGGCCACGUGCCAAGAUUGCAAUGGACCUCUGGUGCCAAACACGGUAUAUUACUACAAGUUCCGCAUGUUCACCAAAAUGGGCUAUGGCGACUCCAGGAUCUACAGCUUCAGGACCCAGCCAUGGAACUUCUUCCAACCGCCGGUGGUGGUGUUGUUUGUGCUGCUGGUGCUCGUGAGCCUCACCGUCGCCGGGUACUAUAGCUACCGCAAAGUCGCCACCAAUAACCUGGAAGAGCGGGUGCCCUUCGACCUCAGCUGGAUGUUCCAGCUAGACUCCCUGAUCUGCAUGCAGCGCCCAGUCAAGGUCUCUGAGCUCCACCAGACCCUCACCGCCCUCCUCGCCAACGAUCAAGAGAUGCUGGCGAAGGAGUUCGAGGAGCUGAAGGCCGUCAGCCCCGCCAGCACCACCAACGCUGCCAGCCACCCGGACAACCGCCCCAAGAACCGCUACGUCAACAUCCUGCCCUAUGACAACUCGAGGGUGGUGUUGAGAGAGCUGGAGAACAUUCCCUGCAGCGACUACAUCAACGCCUCUUACAUACACGGCUACAAGAUUCCCAAGGAGUUCAUUGCCUCUCAGGGCCCAAAGGAUAACACCACUAAGGACUUUUGGAGGAUGGUGUGGGAGAAGAACAUCCGCGUCAUUGUCAUGGUUACCCAGUGUACUCAAAUGAACAAGGACAAAUGCAGUAAAUACUGGCCAAACCCAUCUGAGGAGCCCAUCACCUACCCCGUGGAGAAACUCAUAGUUCACACCUUGGAAGAGAUGCCUAACUUGCCAGGAGGCUACAUCUCUCGAAAGAUGAAGCUCACCAAGCAAGGUCACGGGUCAAGAAGUGUGCAACAGUACCAGUACAUUGCCUGGCCGGACAUGGGCUGCCCCAGCACUCCUGACCAGCUACUCAGCUUUGUCAAGACUGUUAAGCUUUCAGUGCCUCCUAAGAGGUCACCCAUAUUGGUUCACUGCAGUGCUGGUGUGGGGCGCACGGGAACCUUCAUUGCCGUGUACUGCCUCAUGACGGAGAUGGAGUACUCCCACAGCGUCGACAUCUUCUACUGCACCCUCAGGAUGCGUGUCCACCGCCCCAACAUGGUUCAGACUCAGGAACAGUAUGCUUUUAUAUACAAGAGCGUGCUCCAGCAUUUCGAAAGUAUUUCAGGGGUCAAGUCUGAUGACAUAAAUGAACCGAACUGCACUGCUCCAAAAAUUCCAGACAUUGUUUCCAGUGUUCGAGGUCUACCCUUUGAAUGUAUGGCUGAAGAUAGCUGCAUAGACAUUCCUGCUGAAAAGUACCCAGAUCCUCCACCUUUCCCUGCUGGAUAUGCAGAGUCCUCCUCAUGUGAUGAGAAUUGUAACCUUAACACUUGAAUUUUGUUGGAAGUUUUUUCAAAAAGUACAUUUUCAAAUUUAAUGUGUAGUAUUUUAAAUAGCUCAGUACCACAUGCUAAUAAGUAAUGAAAACUAGCUUCAGACUGAUUGCAUUGAAGUUUUCCUUGACCAUAGUUCAACUAUAAAAAACUUGCUAUGAAAUAUCAUAACUGAAGAUUAAAAUAUUAAUUAUAUAAUUACAGUACUGUAUUAAAAUAUUAAUUUGUUCAUGCUUUAUUUGUAUGUAUGAUCUGUUCUGAGCCUUCUAGAUGUGUAUGAACUGUUUUAUGCCCCCAUGCCCAUAUAAUGUGAGCGGUACUUAUUGUGAAUCCCAUUAUGAUUGUGAAUCCCUGCGAGUGGUAGUUUAUUUCACACCUCAUACUCAUCAUGUGUAUUCAAAGUGAAUUUGAUGCAGGUUAGCUCCUUAAUCUGAUGUAAAUCAAAUUUUCAUAUUCAUUGUCAUGUCUUACAAUUAUGCUGUUUAUUUUAUAUAUAUUCCUUGUUAUUCAUAGGCUAUGUUAAUUACCCAAAAUUAAUGUUUUAUACAUUGUGUAAAUCUCGCUAUUCAAUUUAAUGUUAUUCUUUUGCAAACAUGUCACCACUUUAAUUGUAAAUUUAUAUUAAAAUUGUAGUUUAUUAUGACUAUACACAUGUUCAGUUCACCUAGAAUAGGGCGUUUCUGUCCGAAACGCUAUGCAUAUUAGUGGCAUGUCUAGACACAAUAGACACUGCCUAUUUGAUAUAUAGAGUACUGAAAUUUAUAAUUAUAAUAAUCAGCAUUACUAUUUUCUUAAAAUAAUUAUAUACAGUAUAUGAAUUUUGUAAAUAAUGGCAUCACAAAUAAACUGGAGUGGAGGAAUGUUCAGAAGUUACAGAUGUUGGACAGACUACACCAGGCUGAAGAGAGAGCUGCAUGAAAGAGCAGUAGUGAUGACUUGCAUAUUACUGCAAGACAAUGGUGAAGUAUGAACAUGAAAAAAUUGAGUUUCAGUAUAAAAAAGUAGUUAAUCUGAGAAAUGUGUGUGGUGUUACAAGAAAAGAAUAAGGAAUGAAAAUGAUGCUCAGUGCAAAAUAUGGUUUGGGAAAUGAGCGAAUGGUAGACCAAUAGUGUAAGAGGAGGAGGAGGAGGCUGGGAAGCAGAUAUGCUAAUAUGGCAAGGAUGUAUCAAGGGUGUAAGGAUAGUGUGAACAAUCCAUGAAAUAUGAUAAAGCUGGGUGGAAGCAGUUUACAGAAAAACUCACUAUUUGCUUGUUGGCAUCUUUUGAUAAUUACUUGCUGUAUUUGCUUGCACUGUAUGUCAACUCAUAGGGGGGCAUUGUACACCUGGUCUUGUGAGGGAGUGGGAAACAUAUAACUAUUAGUGUGGUGGUGGUUCUUGUUUAUCCAUCAUGCUAUGUAGUGUGAAUAAUGUACUAAUGGAAAACACACACAUUUUAAGAUUCCAACAUUAUAUUAUUCCCCAUAUUUUGUCUAAAGAGAAAUAAUGCUUGUAAAUUAUUAUUGUGUAUAUUCAUUAUUAAAAUAUUACAUAUUGAGCUCUCUAGUUACUGUAUUUAUAGGGACUACUGUAUUCAUAUAAUAUAGUGACUAUCACAAUAUCUAAGUUGCAAGUAAAAUACCCAAGAGAAUGUGUACUCUACAUGAUCCACAUUUAAAUAAAAAUGAUUUUGUAUAAUAUAAACAGAAGCAUUCUCAAAGUGUUGCAACAAUUUUCAUUGAUGAAAAAGUGAAACUUACCAUCGAAAAUAUUAAAUACUUCUCUGUAUUACUGGAUCAUAUAGGAAACAAUUUACAUAAAAUGUAAUGGACAGGCAGAUUAAUUUUUCCAUGUUAAGUUGCCAAAAAAAAAAUGCUAUUAGAAAAGGCUGGAAGCCCCAUUUAAAUUGAGCAAUAAGAUCAUAAUUUCUCUUGGGUACUAUACUAUUUCGAAGACAAGAAAACAAACAUUAAAAAUUCAUACAAUUCAAAAGCACAAAAGCUAAAUUGAUUAGGCUAAUAAAUAUAUUUAAAACUAAUUACAAUCAUUUUGGCAAUUACCAAACUAAUAUUUACUUUUAAUUCAGCUUUAUUACAAACACCUACAAAAUGUGAACAAAAUAAUUUAUAAAUAGUAUUAUCUUGUAUAGUAAACAACUGCAGUAUAGCAUGCACAACUCUUGAUACCUAGACCAACUCUGGUUAAAUAAAAAUAUUUAUAUUUAACAUUCAAAUGAUAAUUUUUCAAAGCAAAAGGCUAAGUAAGGGGAUAAUCAUUAAUUUUUCUGUAGUUCAUUACUGAUAAAUGAAAUAAUGCAAUCUCACGACAAAGAAAUAAAUAAAUUUAUACAAAUUUUAUGUAAAAUGUAGCAUUCUUUAUAUUUCUUACAAAAAUAUUUAUAUGCAGCACAUAUCUUCCUAUCUUGGAAUACAAACUUUCAUAAAAACUGCUUUCAGAAAUUAUCAAAAGUAUGUUCCUCAGUAUAUAAGUGGUGGUGUAUCCCCAUCAUUGGUUAUCUAAAGCGCCACUGUAUCACCCACUCAUAGGCAUCCAAUCAUGCACACUUUGCAGACAACCACUAGCAAGCACCCAGUACCUAGACAUGCAUUUACUCAUCCACAACAGGCAUUUACUCAUCCACAACAGGCAUUCAAUCUCCUAUCUUCACAUAUCCUUACAAGUGUCUUAAUCACCCCCACACAUUUAUGAAGAAAGGCAGACCCCUAAAUCUCAAUACAGGAGAAAAAGUAAAAUGUGUUACAACAAUUCUGUAACACAUACCAUGUUACAAAAUACUGCUAGGCAUUGACAAGGUCAACAAAGAUUAAUUCAAGGAAUGAGACUAGAAUGCAAGGUCUCCUAUGGAAACUGAACAUGCAAAUGAACCAGAUGUACAAAAAAAAAAUAAGUUUGUAUUACAAGGACAUGGUUAAAUGAACCAAGAGAAGAAGUGGUGGAGGUAGACUCCAUACAGUAUGACAAAAUGUGGGGUAAUGCAGUCUUCCACCAGAUGACUAAUAAUUAAGAGGAUAUGCCCAGGAACUGCAGCACAUUCCUUUUAAAUAUGCAUACAAGUAUGAUGACCAAACCACACAUCAGAAGAUGAAGAAACUAUGACAUUUUGGUCGGUCCUGGACCAUUACAGCAUCAAGUUGUGUGUUGAUAAUGAUAACACUAUUUGAUAGUGAUCCAGGAUGGACCGAGACGUUGUCAUUUCUUCAUCUUCUGAUAUGUGGUUUGGUGGUCAUAUCUUCAGCCACGUUAUUGUGACUCGUCUUCUGCAUACAGUAUAUACUGUACAAGUAUAGUAUACUGUAUAGUCAAAUACAUCUGAAUCACUCAAAACAGAGGUAUUCAGCAAUAUAACCCACCAACAUGCCAUGCAUUCAGUAACCCUUCUUCAUCCCUCACAUACAGUUCAUUUUGUCAGGAUAAGAAGCCUAUGUAUAUACAAUAUACUUUAGGCUUGUAUUGAGGUCUCACUAGGGUUAAACUAUUGACCUCGCCCAAGAUGAAAUCACACAACAGUUGCCUAUUUCCCAGGUACCUAUUUGCUGCCAGGUAAACAGACACGAGGUGAAAGAAAACAUGCCACAUUUCCGUUCUGCCCAGGGAUCGAACCUGUGAUAAUCAAUUACGAGAUGAGAAUGUAGCCACUGUACUACAGUCAUUCAUCUUUCAAUUCAGACGCAUCCAAUCAUCCACCCACUUGCAUCCAAUUCACAUGAUAUGUAAAAGUAAUUUAUAAAAAUAGUUCCCACACCUCCAAAUGCAUGUACAUAACAAUCACGAUUCAUUACUGACAAAAAAUGUAUUUCAUUUAGAUUUAUAAAGUGUAACCCUAAUUGUUGAUUGGAAUGUAGAAAUUGAUGUCAACGCCAUGUGUAAUGAAGUCCUUCCUACUUAAUAAUGGGCAGAUACAGAGAAGGAAUAUGAACACAACCUGUAAGGUUUCCUAGAUGCAUUAUAUUUUCUUCUCCAAGGCUCUGUAUUAACAAAAAUUAGUUAAUGCAUUUAUCUGUUGUUAAUUAUAUAAAAUGCCUUGCAUGUUGUUCUGAUUAUUUCGAGAGACAGGGAGAGCAUUUCUUACCAUUUAGAUAAGGAUAUUUUACCCUAUGGAAUAUUUCAUGUUAAGAGAGGAUAUUCUUAAAUGCAUCAUUAUAUUUGUAACUGAUUUUGAAUGUACUUUAUGUACUUUUACCUGAAUGAACAUUAUCUUAUCUAAUCUAAAGACCCAAAGCCUUGGAGGAGAAAGUUUAUUUGGAUUGUUUAGAACUUAAUUAUUUCACUCUUUCAGACACAUGCAUGUAAAUUAGUUUUAGAAGUCUGUAUAUGUAGAUUACUGUACUUUCAAGAAAAUUUGCAAUUUUAUGUCAUACUGUAGAAUACAAAAAUUAAUACAAAGAAUAAAUAUUUAACCCUUCAACUUUA